AUGACGGAGGAUUUACGCAAGUGCAUCCCAUUAAGCAGUGCAGCACAUGCGCGCGUUCUCGACGCAGUGGAGACACUGACACUUGCUCUUCAUCGACACUGCCGAAAACGCAGUUUGCUUACCUUUGCACUCAGUUAUUUCACGGGCUAUCACUCACUUUUCCGCCGCACAGUGGUGUUGAAUCGCUUUACUCGGAAUUUCAACAUCCUGAUGCGUGUUACCUUUGUGUUGCUUCUCGUUGCGGUCAUGCAGGGUGCGUGCUUUAUCUGUAGCCUUGCCGACACUGGAGAAAUCGUCGAGGUGAAGAAUGCACGAACUGACGCCAGCAACACCCUCAUCGAUAGUGAGAGGCCACUUGUGGCAACCUCAAGGGUAGUGACAUGA
This is a messenger RNA of Peronospora belbahrii, 384 nucleotides long. Lineage: Eukaryota; Oomycota; Peronosporomycetes; Peronosporales; Peronosporaceae. The record is from the annotation of a GenBank genome assembly.